AUGGGAUCAAAAACAGCUUUGAAAUGGGAGACCAGUAAAGAAAGGGAGGGAUCCAUUCCAAGCAUCCCAGAGGAGCUGAAGCCCUUGUUAGGGCAGGAGGAGACCCUAGAAAGGUCUACCAUGUCUCUUUUUGAGGGCAGAAGAGCUGCCUGUUCAGCAGUGCUCCUGGUAGAGAUUCUUGAGCGGGCAGCUUUUUUUGGCAUUGCCUCAAAUCUUGUCCUAUACCUCAACAGCAGCAACUUCAACUGGGAAGGCUCACAGGCUUCACGGGCAACUCUGCUAUUUAUGGGAGCCUCCUAUUUGCUCUCACCCAUUGGAGGCUGGCUGGCUGAUGCUUACCUGGGCCGCUACUGGACCAUCACAUUUAGCGUUCUACUCUAUCUGCUGACAGCGUGUCUAUUGCCUACCACAGCUUCACAAGAUGGACAGAAUUUUCUCUGUGGAGAUAGGUCAGCUUAUGUGAUUCAGUCCUCUUGCCAAAGAGGAGGUGCGGAGUGUAAGGGACAAUUGCCAGGUCAGUACUGUGCUCCUGUAAUGUAUGCCGGCCUAUUGCUCCUAGCCCUGGGUAUCAGCUCUGUCAAGGCAAACCUUGCACCAUUUGGUGCUGACCAGGUAACAGACCUUGGCCAGGAUGCUACCCAACGUUUUUUCAACUGGUUCUACUGGAGUAUUAACUUUGGAGCUGUGAUCUCACUGCUGGUGGUUGCCUUCAUCCAGCAGAAUGUGGACUUCCUUAUUGGUUAUGCCAUCCCUGCUGUCUGUCUGGCCUUUGCCUUACUAGUCUUUCUUCUGGCUGCCCCCAGCUUUGUCACAAAGCCUGCCACUGGCAGUCAGGUCUCCAUUAUGUUCCAGCUGGCCUUCAAGAGCAGCUGCUGGGGCAAAGUGCUUCGGAAGAUCUCCACCAAAGCCAAAGUCAACAAUUUCCAAUCAGGAGAAGUGACUAGCCUGCUUUCAGGUCCAAGGCACCAGCCGCAGGAACCUUCCCAUGAAAACAUCUCCAACUUUCAGGGACUAGUAAAAAUCUUGCCAGUCCUGCUGACUUUGAUCCCAUACUGGAUGGUUUACUUCCAGAUGCAGUCAACCUACUACCUGCAGGGAUUGCACCUCUAUAUCCCAAACAUCUUUCAACACAGCAAUUCCAACAAUAGUGCUCUCUCAGCAUCUGUAGGUGGUAGCUACAAGUUCCCAGAUGCCUGGCUCCUUCUAGCCAAUGUGAUAGUUCUCCUAAUCCUGGUCCCACUGAAAGAUCGGGUCAUAGACCCAUUCCUGGCAAAGAGGAAGCUGUUGCUUUCAGCACUAAAGAGGAUGACUGUGGGUAUGAUCUUUGGUUUUGCCUCAGUCAUUGCAGCAGGUGUUCUUGAGACUAAGAGGCUAAAAUAUGUGCACAACAAUAAGACCAUCUCACAGCAAAUUGGGAAGGAUGAUUAUAUUGCAGCACAACUCCCCAUCUGGUGGCAAAUCCCCCAAUACAUGCUCAUUGGAAUUAGUGAAAUCUUUACUAGCAUUCCAGGGCUGGAGUUUGCUUACUCUGAAGCUCCAAAAUCCAUGCAAGGAGCCAUCAUGGGUCUCUUCUACUUCAUUUCUGGUGUGGGAUCCCUUUUAGGAUCUGGCCUCCUAACUCUUUUGUCUGUACCAGCCAAUGGUUGGAUGAACUGCCCAGAGGACUAUGGGAAUAUUAAUAAGUGUCAGAUGGAUAAUUAUUUUUUCCUGCUUGCCGCGAUCCAAGCAGUAACUUGCGUCCUCUUUAUCUGCAUCUCCAUCCGUUAUGAGCAGCAGCAGCAGCAGAACUCUUGCGUCCUCUGUAAUGGACAGGAGGACAACUAAUAUGCUUGGGUGUUGCAAGACUGUGAAGAGGUGACAGCAUACAACAGAUCCCAGCAUACAGCCAAGCACCAUCAUCACCUUGCUAUAUAGAUAGCAUGUAGGGAUGUUUUGAACUCAAAUAGUAUAUUAAAAGAUCAGAGACAUAAAAAUCAAUGGCAGGCUGCCAGGUCACUCAGGCACCACUACAACCCUCUGUUCAAAGUGUCAUCAAAAUCUUAUUCCCUGAAGCUCAGAAUGAAUAACAGAAGUGCUCAAGAACUGAAGUUACCCUGAGAUAUAAGCCACUGCUUAGUUCUCAACUAGACUAAGACUCAGCAAGGAUGCUGUUAUGUCAACAGACUCAGCAACACCCAUCAGUCUUGCUUUUGCGGAGGGGGGGGGAUUAAAAAAUAUUUACCGCCAUCACCCCCCAGCCUGAAUAUAAAGCCGAUUCUCAGUACUAGAAGAGCAUCCUGUCCUCAAAUUGCUACAGAGGCUUCUCAACACCACUCUUACAACAGUACAGGAGUUCAGUGGCACCUUAAGGAUGAACAGCAAUUCAUUUCUGUAUAAAUCUAAUUAGUCUUUAAAGUCCCACUGAACUCCUGUUUCAUUCUGUUGCUUAUAGACUGAUAUGGGUACUCUCUGGAAUACGAAAGUUACAAGAUGCUCAUUGGCUAAGGCCCAAAUGGUAUGAUCAACACAAUGAGAUGGCAGAGGGGGCAACAGCAGAAUAUCAGAUCAACAGCAAACAUUUUUGUAAAACUUGCAGCAAUACAGAAUGGGAGGACUGAUGUUUUUCUUUUUCUGUAACCUGAUGUAGUCUCACACAUACUUAUUUAUUGUUGUUGAGAAACCCUGCACUUUUUUGGAGGGGGGGCACAGAAAACCACAUCCAUUGCUCUCCUGGGGGCAACAGCCUUUCCACACUAAAAUACGGGCAUAGUAGUCCAGAGCAUGUGGCCUGUAGCCUGCAUCAUGCCUACCUGGAGGAUACAGGAACGGACAGAUGUGCUCUUGUGAAAGUACCUUUUUGAAGACUGCUGCAUUUCUGACUCUUUGGACUCAAAAUAUUGUUUAGCUUGCAGUGCAAUGCCCUAUGUACAUUUAAAAUAUUUUUCUAAUAAACUCUGCA
Messenger RNA from Sphaerodactylus townsendi, 2938 nucleotides. It is a transcript of the gene SLC15A3, whose product is annotated as solute carrier family 15 member 3. The transcript has 9 exons. The coding region runs from base 1 to 1824 and encodes 607 amino acids. NCBI's taxonomy places the organism in Eukaryota, Metazoa, Chordata, Lepidosauria, Squamata, Sphaerodactylidae. Gene Ontology annotation, cellular component: lysosomal membrane. The record is from RefSeq and is a predicted model, not a curated record. Gene Ontology annotation, molecular function: transmembrane transporter activity. Gene Ontology annotation, biological process: transmembrane transport.